AUGGGAAUUGUGGAGAAAAUUGCUGAAGUAGAACGGGAAAUCUCACGAACUCAGAAAAAUAAAGCAACGGAAUAUCACCUGGGACUUUUGAAGGCUAAACUAGCGAAGUAUCGUCAACAGUUGCUAGAACCAGUUGGUGGUAAAGGCGGCUCUAAAGGAGAUGGUUUCGAUGUAAUGAAAAGUGGUGAUGCCAGAGUUGCGAUGGUAGGUUUCCCAUCAGUCGGAAAGUCUACGCUUCUUUCAACCAUGACAAGUACCCACUCAGAAAUUGCUGGCUAUGAGUUUACCACGCUAACUUGCAUUCCUGGUGUUAUAAAUUACCAAGGUGCUAGUAUCCAGCUUCUGGAUUUGCCAGGAAUUAUAGAAGGAGCGUCACAAGGGAAAGGUCGUGGACGACAAGUUAUUGCUGUUGCUAAGACUGCCGACGUCAUUCUGAUGAUGCUCGAUGCUGGUAAAUCGGACCAUCAACGUCCGCUUUUAGAAAAAGAGUUAGAAACCGUUGGAAUUCGCCUAAAUAAACGUCCACCCCACAUCUACGUGAAGCAAAAGAAGAUUGGCGGAAUUAAGUUCACUCACACCGUGCCUUUAACUCACUGCAAUGAGAAAAUGGUCAUGACAAUACUACACGAAUAUAAAAUUUUCAAUGCCGACGUUGUGUUUCGAGAAGAUGCAACUGUCGAUGAAUUUAUUGAUGUCAUACAGGGAAAUCGUGUUUACAUCUCGUGUUUGUACGUUUACAAUAAAAUUGACCAAAUUUCAAUAGAAGAAGUUGACCGGUUAGCAAGGUUGCCCCACCAUGUUGUAAUAUCGUGCGAGAUGAACUUAAACAUGGACUAUCUUCUAGAGAAAAUAUGGGAGUAUUUGGCGCUUGUUCGAAUUUACACAAAAAAGCCUGGAAACGCACCUGAUCUAGGACCUGAGGACGGAAUUAUUCUGAGGGCUGGAUGUACAGUUGAGCAUUGCUGUCAUGCUUUGCAUCGAUCGCUUGCCAGUCAGUUCCGCUACGCCAUUGUUUGGGGAACGAGUACGAAAUUCUCUCCUCAGAGGGUUGGAAUUCAUCACAAACUUGAUCACGAAGACGUCAUACAAAUAGUGAAGAAAUAG
Angiostrongylus costaricensis is the source of this 1104-nucleotide messenger RNA. NCBI's taxonomy places the organism in Eukaryota, Metazoa, Nematoda, Chromadorea, Rhabditida, Metastrongylidae. The record is from the annotation of a GenBank genome assembly.